Messenger RNA from Myripristis murdjan (pinecone soldierfish), 1449 nucleotides. It is a transcript of the gene slc19a3b, whose product is annotated as solute carrier family 19 member 3b. The coding region runs from base 1 to 1449 and encodes 482 amino acids. Gene Ontology annotation, biological process: vitamin transport; transmembrane transport. Gene Ontology annotation, cellular component: plasma membrane. The transcript has 8 exons. NCBI's taxonomy places the organism in Eukaryota, Metazoa, Chordata, Actinopteri, Holocentriformes, Holocentridae. The record is from RefSeq and is a predicted model, not a curated record. Gene Ontology annotation, molecular function: vitamin transmembrane transporter activity.
AUGUGCUGCUGGACCAAGCUGAAGUCCUCAGGUUGGGUUUAUCCCACUGCAGUCCUCUCACUCUACGGGUUUUUUGCUAACUGCAGAGUAGCAGAGCCCUUCCUUACACCAUACCUAAUUGGACCACACAAGAACAUCUCUGAGGAAGUGGUGACAAACUACCUGUUCCCCAUCUGGACAUAUUCCUACCUGGCCAUCCUCUUCCCUGUCUUCUUGCUGACUGACUUCCUGAGGUACAAGCCCCUCAUCGUCCUGCAGGGGCUCUUCCUGGUCACCAACUACAUCCUGCUGUGCUUCGUCCCGGGCCUGCCAGCUAUGACCUUCCUUCAGGUAAACUAUGCUGUGGUGACUUCUACAGAGGUGGCCUACUUUUCCUACAUUUACAGUGUGAUUCCAGCUGAGAAGUACCAGCGCGCCACUGGUUACUUACGCAGUGCCAUGCUGGCUGGCUACACGUUUGGGGCCAGCCUGGGCCAAAUGCUCAUCUCCCUAGGAGGGGUGGAUUACUUCUUCAUUAAUGCCAUUACCCUGGGGACUGUGAGCAUUGCUUUUUUGGUUUCCUUCUGGCUGCCCAUGCCACAGCGCGGCAUGUUCUUCAAAGGAAAAACGGCUAUAACCGGGGGAUCCCAGUCCAAGCAGGAGGGGGAAGUGGCGGUGGAUGAUGCUAAGGAGGCAGUGAAGGAUGAGGCAGAAGCUGGCGCGGGCACAGAGAAUAUGGAGUGCACUGUUUGGUGCAGCAAGGAUAACGUGGCCCACGCUGGCCAGCUACUCUGGAGGAGCUUCAGAGAGUCCUACUCUUCCAGGCAUUUACUCUACUGGUCCCUCUGGUGGGCUUUGGCCACAGCUGGCUAUGGUCAGGUUUUCAACUACAUCCAGCUAAUGUGGGACCAUAUUGAACCAUCUGCUUCAUCGUCCAUUUAUAACGGAGGGGUAGAAGCUGUCUGCACCCUUGUAGGCGCUGCUGCAGCCCUCUCUGUAGGUCACAUCAAGGUGACCUGGGCUGUGUGGGGGGAACUGGCUCUGGGGUUGUUCUCAGCUGUGGGGGCGCUGGCUGUGUUUCUGAUGGGAUUCACCAGCAGUAUCUGGGCAUGCUAUGCUGGAUACGUCAUAUUCAAAGCCUCCUACAUGCUCCUAAUCACCAUCACAACAUUUCAGAUUGCAUCCAACCUCUCCAUGGAGUGCUACGCUUUGACAUUUGGAAUAAACACUUUUGCAGCGCUUUCACUGCAGACCAUUCUUACAGUCAUUGUUGUUGAUGAAACUGCACUUGGACUGGACAUCGUGACACAGUUCAUCAUCUAUGGCAGCUACUAUGCCACCAUUUCUGUGCUCUUCCUGAUUCGAGGGACAUACACAGCUUGUGCAUAUCAUUACUACCCUGAAAAGACUGAGGCCAAGGAACAAGAGAAUGAGCCUAGUGUGGAGGCGAUCGCUGCUGAACGCUUCUGA